Messenger RNA from Prorocentrum cordatum, 2059 nucleotides. The record is from the annotation of a GenBank genome assembly. NCBI's taxonomy places the organism in Eukaryota, Dinophyceae, Prorocentrales, Prorocentraceae.
GGGAGCUCCAAGACGGCCAGAGAUCGGUUGGGAAAGCCACCAAGCCAGGCCGAAAUGGUCACAGGAGGGUCGCAAUUCACCCCAAGAGGCAUUCGUUCGGGAGAGGCUCAAGACGGCCCAGGCGAGCCCCCAUAUUGCCCAAGUCGUCACUUUGCAAGGCCUCACCAGGGUGUCUCGCCAAACGGCUGCUGCGAUGAGUGACGCUUCUGCGGACCCGCCGCCAGGGUAUGCUUGGGUGGUGCUCGUCGUUCUCACGAUGCUGUCUGGCAUGUUCUCUGGCUUAAACCUCGGGUUGAUGUCGUUGACCGUGGAGGACCUGAACAUCGUUAUCAAUAGCGGCGAAGACCAGAACGAAGUUGCUUUCGCGAAACAGAUUCUGCCACUGCGCAAGCACGGUAACUUGCUUCUCUGUACCCUACUUAUCGGCAACACACUCGUGAACGUGAUGCUCGCAGUCAUCACCGACCCGAUCUGGGUUUUUCUUUUCGGAACUGGUACCGUCGGCAGCAUAUUUGCAUUAGCGUUGCCAUCUGCUCUUAUCGUAGUAUUCGGCGAGAUUGUACCCCAAUCUGUCUGCUCGCGGUACGCGCUCCUCGUUGGCGCCAGGACGUUGCCCAUUACUUAUAUCUUCGUCGCUAUCACUUUUGUGCUUGCGUAUCCCAUUUCAAAGAUCCUCGAUCGGUUGCUUGGCGAUGAGAUCGGUGGUGUAUACACGCGAAAAGGACUUCUGCAACUCGUCAAGCUGAGUGCGGAGGACCCCAGCCACGCCCACUCAAGCGGCCUUAAUCAAGAGGAUGCGAAGGUACUUACCGGCGCCCUUACCUUCCAGGACCGCACCGUCAGGCAGGUGAUGACGCCCAUCUCCCAAGUUUUUUCGCUGCCAAAGGAUGCGGUGCUCGACCGGGACACAUUCCUCGCCAUCCUCCAGAAGGGCCACACGCGCAUCCCAGUCUACGACGGCGAGCCGACUAACAUCUUCGCCAUCCUGAACGUCAAGUUCCUCCUCGGCAUUGGCUUCGAGCGGAAGAUGACGCUGGCAUCGGUGAUCCAGGACUUCCGCGCAGAGAAUCCCAGGGCGUUCCAGGCGCGGCGUGUAGUGGCGGAGACCAAGUGCGACGUCGCCCUCGGUGAAUGCAAGCGAGAACGCGUCCACAUCUUGGUCGUCACCGAGACGCGCUCGACGGCUGGGGACAGCGACUGCUCAGAUAACACCGGUACGGGCCCUGCCAUCGGAAUCAUGUCCAUUGAGGACGUCAUCGAGGAGAUUCUGCAGGAUGAGAUCGUGGACGCUACGGACGAGUACGUCGAUCAUACUCAAAAGCUCAACACAAGGCGUGUUGACGCCACAACCGUGCUGCAGAAGCUCCCGGGCAUGAGGUGAGCCUUUCCUCCUCCUCAGCCUCCUCCUCGUCCUCAUCAUUGUCCUCCUCCCUUGCGAAAGUAUUUACAAGCCGCUGGCUCGCUGGGCUGGCCGCAAUGCCCACGCGCGGUUACAGAACCGCAAAGCCCACGGGGCGGCGGAGGUGCCCUUCAUCGUCUGGUUGGCCUGCGGCGCCAUGCCGCCGCUGUGGGCGUAGCAGGCUUCGCGGGGCAUGCAGCCUAGGCAGCAGCUUGUCGUCAGGCCUCGUCUGCCUGGCUUUGCGCCGCCAUGCCAGGCAGGUUCGAGCACCCCGUUGCUCUCGCAGAGGGUGUGGACGGUAAGGCCCACCGUCUCGUAAUAGACGCUGACGAGCUGUCCACCGAGUGGUCGCUAUGGCGGCGGCCGCGGCGAUGGGGCCCAGGCACCCGCGGCGUGAGCGCAAGCUGCCGCGCACGGGGCCAGAGUUGCACUUCCUUUGCUUCCUCCUCCUCCCCUUCUUCUUUUUCCUUCUCGUUCUCCCCCGUCGUCGUCGAUGUCGUCGUAUCUGCCACGCUGCGUUACGUUUCACUGCUUCAGCAUGUCAUGGUAGCAUUCCAUCAUGCCGCCUCCGUCCCGCUCACCUGUCAAGUAGGGCGAUUCUUCCAUGGACAUGGGCACGGGCGACCCCCGCGUCGCAGCAUCGGCAUUUCAAAACGAGAA